AUGUCGUCCAAAGCACCCAGUCUCACCGUCUCCUCCUCCCCAUCAACUUCCACCUCGACCUCCCUCUCCCGACUUCAGACCAUCGCCAACCACAUGUCUCCCGCAUCAAUAACAAACUUUCCCGCCGAGGCUGUGCCUCAGGCCCCCGAAGACCCUCUCUUUGGCCUCAUGAGGGCAUACAAGGCGGACCAAAACCCCGACAAGGUCGAUCUCGGAAUCGGUGCGUACCGCGACGACAAUGCAAAGCCGUGGGUUCUCCCGGUUGUCAAGAAGGCCGAUGAGAUUUUACGCAACGACCCCGAAGCGAACCACGAAUACCUCCCCAUUGCUGGUCUUGCGUCGCUUACCAGCAAAGCGGCCGAGCUACUACUGGGCACCGGAGCUCCCGCCAUCGCCGAGAAGCGUGUAGCUUCUGUACAGACCAUCUCAGGAACUGGUGCCGUCCACUUGGGUGCCCUUUUCCUUGCCAGAUUCUACAAGGUGAAUGGCGCCAACCGCACGCUCUACCUCAGCAACCCUACCUGGGCGAACCACCACCAGAUCUUCACCAAUGUCGGCAUCCCAAUCGAGCAGUAUCCCUACUUCGACAAGAAGACCAAGGGCCUGGAUUUUGAGGGGAUGAAGGCCUCCCUCGCCAAUGCCCCGGACCGCAGCAUCAUCCUCCUGCACGCCUGUGCUCACAAUCCCACCGGUGUUGACCCCACUCCCGAGCAAUGGCGUGAGAUUGCUGAGCUCAUGAAGGCCAAGAAGCACUUCCCUUUCUUUGAUACGGCCUAUCAAGGUUUUGCUUCGGGUGACUUGGACCGCGAUGCCGGUGCUAUCCGUUACUUUGUCGAACAGGGCUUCGAGCUCGUCAUCGCUCAGUCCUUUGCCAAGAACUUUGGUCUCUAUGGCGAACGUGCUGGCUGCUUCCACUUUGUGGCCCCUCCAGCACCGGACGCUGCCGAAGUCACCACCCGUGUAGCUUCCCAACUGGCCAUUCUGCAGCGGUCAGAGAUCAGUAACCCGCCGAUUUACGGCGCCCGCAUUGCCUCGAUCGUGCUGAACGACAAGGAUCUGUUUGCUGAGUGGCAAGAGAACCUCCGCACCAUGUCUGGCCGCAUUAUUGCCAUGCGCCAGGCGCUGCGGUCCAAGCUGGAAGAGUUGGGCACGCCUGGCCAGUGGAACCAUAUCACCGACCAGAUCGGUAUGUUCAGCUUCACUGGCCUGUCUGAAGCUCAGGUCCAGAAGAUCAGGUCAGAUUUCCACAUUUACAUGACCAAGAACGGGCGCAUCAGCAUGGCUGGUCUGAACACCAGAAAUAUCGAGUACGUGGCCAAGGCCAUUGACAGGGUUGUGCGUGACUUGUCAUGA
Podospora anserina S mat+ is the source of this 1353-nucleotide messenger RNA. RefSeq lists its product as uncharacterized. The coding region runs from base 1 to 1353 and encodes 450 amino acids. NCBI's taxonomy places the organism in Eukaryota, Fungi, Ascomycota, Sordariomycetes, Sordariales, Podosporaceae. The transcript is spliced from 3 exons. Gene Ontology annotation, biological process: L-aspartate biosynthetic process. Gene Ontology annotation, cellular component: cytosol. Gene Ontology annotation, molecular function: pyridoxal phosphate binding; L-aspartate:2-oxoglutarate transaminase activity. The record is from RefSeq and is a predicted model, not a curated record.